AUGGAGAUCAAAGGCACCACUGUUCAGCUCCUCCUUAAAAAGGGAGCUGCUGGGCUUCCCCCAGCACAGACGUGGGAGCAACAUCAGAGCCUCCUCCAAGAUGCUGGCGGUCCUGCUCACGGUGGCCUUGCUGGCCCUGAGCCCAGCUCAGAGCUCAAGCGAAGGUAUAAGGGAAAGCAGCUGGUGGUGGUGGGUAUUGAGGUGCAAAGCCAGAAACAGCACCAGCAGCCUCAGGGAGCACCUAAUGGAGAAUUCAGACCUAGACCACCUGCUGGUAAUGGAAACCAGCAGGAAGGACCACAGCAGGGACCACCUCAGCAAGGAGGCCAGCAGCAGCAGCAACAGCCAAAUGGUCCCCCUCGUCCUGGAAACCAACAGGGACCACCUCAACAAGGAGGCCAGCAGCAGCAGCAACAGCCACAUGGUCCCCCUCGUCCUGGAAACCAGCAGGGACCACCUCAGCAAGGAGGCCAGCAGCAGCAACAGCAACCAAAUGGCCCCCCUCGUCCUGGAAACCAGCAGGGACCACCCCAACAAGGAGGUCAGCAACAGCAGCAGCAGCAGCAGCCAAAUCGCCCCCCUCGUCCUGGAAACCAGCAGGGACCACCCCAACAAGGAGGCCAGCAGCAGCAGCAGCAACCAAAUGGCCCCCCUCAUCCUGGAAACCAGCAGGGACCACCCCAACAAGGAGGCCAGCAGCAACAGCAGCAGCAGCAGCCAAAUCGCCCCCCUCGUCCUGGAAACCAGCAGGGACCACCCCAACAAGGAGGCCAGCAGCAGCAGCAGCAACCAAAUGGCCCCCCUCGUCCUGGAAACCAGCAGGGACCACCCCAACAA
Molecule: messenger RNA, 837 nt
Organism: Sciurus carolinensis (gray squirrel)
Lineage: Eukaryota; Metazoa; Chordata; Mammalia; Rodentia; Sciuridae
Product: acidic proline-rich protein HP43A-like
Exons: 2
Source: RefSeq, a predicted model, not a curated record